Gadus chalcogrammus (walleye pollock) is the source of this 1016-nucleotide messenger RNA. It is a transcript of the gene tmem72, whose product is annotated as transmembrane protein 72. The record is from RefSeq and is a predicted model, not a curated record. NCBI's taxonomy places the organism in Eukaryota, Metazoa, Chordata, Actinopteri, Gadiformes, Gadidae. The transcript has 6 exons. The coding region runs from base 312 to 1016 and encodes 234 amino acids.
UUAUCGUUGUUAGGGGAACAGGGAUAACCCAAGUAGUCACCAACUAGUUUGAGCUGGCCUAGCCAGGGCACACACACACACCUUAGCUGACUUUUAUACGCCACAACACAGUCCCUUCAACUGGCUUUGGUAAACACCAGUAUCUCUUCAGCACAUCAUCAAACGCUAUGCGGCCACAGUUCUGCUGACAACCCCGUGCUUGGCGCUGGCUUCUUCUCACGGUGGCUUUGGAUGCAGAACCAAGGGGAAGGAAAGCUGAGGAAAAGAAGACCGUUUUAAAAAAGUGAGGAGAAGGUUGUGCUUGUGCCGCUAUGGCCGACCCUGGGAGGGUGUGUUGGAUCGUAGUGGAAUGCACCUGCAGGAUCCUCGGCAUCGCCACGGCAACAGUGUUGUGUGCAGUUGGAGUAGAAACUCUACAUAAAGGAGAGUUCCACAGCCUUGGUAUCUACCUGCUCGUGGCGUUUGUGGGGAUGUUGCUGUUUGAGGGCGCGUAUUUCCUGGAUGCAAUGCUGUUCAUGUGUUUACCCUGUCCGCCCGACUGGCGGGUGUUUGUGCUGUGGGGGAAGAUGGCUGGAGUAGGGGGCUUCCACAAGUUCCUGUACUACUCCAUCAUGUCUCUGGUGUGCUUCCUGCACCCCGUGUUGGUUUGGCACGCGGUGAUCCCAGGUACAAUGACUCUGCCAGGAACCAUGCUGCUGGCGACAGCGUGCUUCAACUUCCUGCUCGCUAAGAAGCCCCGAGCGGGGGCCCCCAAGGGACUCCAGGAAGGCUACCAGGAGCCCCCGGCAGGGGGAGCGGACACGGGGAAACCCCAGAGCAUCUUCUCCUCCUCCUCCUCCUCCUCCUCCACCUCCUCCUCCUCCUCCUCCUCCUUCUUCCACAUGGGGAAAGACUGGGGAGGGGGAGGGGGAGGGGGAGGGGGAGGUCUGGUCUGCGUGGCCGAGGGGAGGGUCUCAGCUCUGGGGGAGGGAGAGGAGAGCUCAGCCCAGCCAGGAGCCAAAGAACCAGACGCCUGA